Molecule: messenger RNA, 1422 nt
Organism: Symbiodinium natans
Lineage: Eukaryota; Dinophyceae; Suessiales; Symbiodiniaceae
Source: the annotation of a GenBank genome assembly
AUGGCUGCAAGUGAAGUCUUCCGGUCCGCUGUGGUAGCCGUCUACUUUGAGCAGGAGCGUGCCAACCGAGAGUGGGCGGACUACCGAAAGGAGAAGCGUCGUCAGUGUAGCGAUACCUGCCGACGCAUGGCCCAGCGCUGGCAAAAGCAGCAGAAGCGAAAAGCAGGGUCACCAGGCGCACCAGCCCACCCCCUGGCCACCGGCGAGUCCAAGGCGAUGCUGUCCGUGGAGAUUCCUCCAUCGCCCAGGGCUGCUUCAGACAUCUCCUCCAUUGAUGAUCCGUUGUCCCCGAGCUCCAAGCCGACCCCGGCACCGACGCCGCGGGUGCUGCGCUUCGAGGCGCGCUGCGCUGCCAGAAGGCGGCAAGGUCUUCUAAACCUCAAGCCAAGCAGCGUUGCCCAGCUACAAGAGGAGUUCCUCAAGCAUCAGCAACAGCGGGAAUCAGUGGCAGAUGACAGUGGCUCCGACGAGGAAUCCCAGCCCGCAAGCCCGACGGGCUCCUGGCCACUCCUGGCGCGGUCGGAGUCCUGGUCCGUGUGCCUCACCCUCAGCAGGAAGCACAAGGUCCCGGUGCAGGAGGUUCGAGAAAUCAUGACCGACUUUAACGCGUUGGACAGCGACGGCAAGGGCUGGUUGUCGCGGGAGGAGUUCGUGGAGGCGAUCCGCCUCAAAGCUAGUCUCCCCAUGGGCGCACCUGUGGCCCUUGAAGCCGUUUUCAGUCUGGAUCAGGACUUGUUGGCAGAGGCUUUGAUCCACAGGGGCGAGGACGAUGUCGGCAUGCUCUAUGAGGCAGCCCAUGCGGCCAUGCAGGACCUCAGGGGCAACAGCUACCAGCUGGUCGUUGACGUGACAGGAUCUAGGCGUCUGGUUGCCUCGGCCGCCUACGUUGUUCCUGCCCCCUCUCAGCCCAGUGCCUCGGCCCCAGCGACAGCAGCAGUCAUCCAGCCAGCGCCUAUGCAGACCAACUCAGCCACACACAGGGUCAGCAAGUCUUGGGCCAAGGGCAAGAGCAAGGGUGCAACACAGCCGGCGCCGCAGGUGCCGCAGCCGCCUGUUCCUCAGCCGGUGCUAGUUUUGGGGCCGGCCGUGCGCCCACCUGCUCAGGUGGCACAGGCGCAACCAGGGGCGCAGUCAGUAAUGCCAGUCCCUCCCCCGCCCGUGCCAGCCAGACCUCAGUGGCCAAGCAACAUGGUUGUUUGGUUUGCAGGAACGCCAGUGACACUAGUCGGGGCAGUUGGCAGAAGGGGCCAAUUGCCGCCAGGGCCCCCUUACGACCAGUACCUCCCCCUCAAUCCCAACAGAUCCAGUCGACUCAGCCGCGAGUACAGGGAGCGAGGGUAUGCUCGACAGUUACUGCUUCUUGCCGUGCCCGGGCUGCGGGCGAUAUGCCUGCAGCAGGCCAGUCACCUUCCAGCCGGGUGA